Molecule: messenger RNA, 414 nt
Organism: Psilocybe cubensis
Lineage: Eukaryota; Fungi; Basidiomycota; Agaricomycetes; Agaricales; Agrocybaceae
Exons: 5
Coding region: 1-414 (137 amino acids)
Biological process (GO): pyruvate import into mitochondria
Cellular component (GO): mitochondrial inner membrane
Source: RefSeq, a predicted model, not a curated record
AUGGCCUCCACUUUCUACACAUGGCUGCGGUCUCCCGCUGCGCGCCAGUACUUUUUCAGUACUCAUUUUUGGGGUCCAGUUGCAAACUGGGGCCUGCCUCUUGCUGCCCUUGCAGACUUGAAGAAGGAUGAAGAGGUGAUAUCAGGGACAAUGACCACUGCGCUCAUGUGCUACUCCAUGGUUUUCAUGCGUUUCGCCUGGAGAGUGCAGCCCCGUAACUACUUGCUCUUCGCCUGCCAUGCUACAAAUGCAUCUGCCCAGUCUCUGCAAGAAUACCGCUUUGUAAACUAUUGGUACAGAGGGGGCCGCGAAAAGAAGCUCGCCGAAGAGGGGGUCGUUGUCCCAGUUGUAGAGGGCAAGGUCACACAGGCAGUCAAGGCCGCAAAGGAGGAAGCUUCAAAAACCGUAGCCUAA